GAAGAAUAAGCAGGAGAUUUCUGAGCAGUGUUAUUGUCGCCAGGUAUGGGAUCAGGUGACCCUAAAGGAAAGGCUAAUAAAAUCAGCUUAAGGCUCUUAAUUAGCGAAGGUUUAAAUUGAUCUCGGCUACCACAUGGAUAUUGUUGAAAGAAAAGGCAGCAGAGAUGGAGCUUCACUGGAACAAUGUACUGGUUCUACUUUUUCUGCUUGAAGCUGGAAAAUGUGGCAAACCCGAAGAUGAUACAUCAGCCACUUAUGUUGAUAAUGAGACAUCCACAAAAGCUCUGAUUCCAAAUGAAUUUUUACAGUGGCAAAGUAAAAGCAGCAAGUGCGAAUGCCAAGGCGGCUAUGGAUCCUCUCUGAUUAACCGAAUGAUUGCAUCUGACUGUAUGCCAGAAUGUCCAUAUCAUAAACCUGUAGGAUUUGAAUCAGGGGCUGUGACUUCAGAUCAGAUCAUCUGUUCCAAUCAGGAGCAGUACACAGGAUGGUAUUCAUCAUGGGCUGCCAACAAGGCAAGACUUAAUAGCCAAGGAUUUGGUUGUGCAUGGCUGUCAAAAUUCCAAGAUAAUGGGCAGUGGCUUCAGAUUGAUUUUAAGGAAAUUAAGGUGAUUUCGGGCAUAAUGACACAGGGAAGGUGUGACGUUGACGAGUGGAUCACCAAAUACAGUGUUCAGUACAAAAUGAAUGAAACCUUAAAUUGGGUUUACUACAAGGAUCAAACAGGAAACAAUCGGGUAUUUUAUGGAAAUGCCGACAGAUCUUCUACAGUGCAAAAUUUCUUGCGUCCUCCAAUUGUUGCUCGUUACAUCAGGCUCCUUCCACUGGGAUGGCAUGUUCGCAUUGCUGUGAGAAUGGAACUGCUCGAGUGCAUGAGCAAAUGUGCUUAAAAAGGGCAUGUAAAGGCAAAAAAAUAAUGUAUUUCCUAUAUUCUUUAAUUAAAAAAUGUGUACCAUUUUUAUAAGAAACCUGACUGUAUGCAAUGAAAUUCUCCCUUCAUUUACUGCUGUGGAUAGGAAUUGUCAGACAGUCCCUAACUGCUGAGCAGGGAAACAAUCAUACUUAUGAACAGCAGGGGGAGCCCCCGCCUUACUUCCCAGCCAUGCAGAACUCAAGCAGCUUUGUUUAUGAUGAUCCCUAAGCAGCCCAGACCACACUGAGCAUGUGCACAGUCUUAGUCUUGCAAAGAUGUUUAACAAAGUUACAAGAUGGUGACCCCCUGUAGCCAACUUUGAAAGCAUAAAUUAUUUGUUUGAUUAGGCUUGUGGUGCAGUAAGUUCAUGUUUAUAUUUAGUAUACAAAAUACAGCAUUUCUAGCCUUAUUCUAUUUUAGACUUUACUUCCCCUUUAAGUGUCAGGCAGCACUCAAAUCAUGCAUAUUUCUGCCCUUACAGAAAGUGUUUUUGCUAUAUUUACUGUACAAAUGUAUUGUUUUAAAUGAAAAUCCUGUAAUUCUGCUAUUUAGCAUGUGGGAUCCCCAGUAAAAUACUGUGUCCAAUCUAGACUAACUUUGUGAGGUAUUUUGUAAAAUAAAGGAAAUCUGCUUCCACUAUGGAAA
Xenopus laevis (African clawed frog) is the source of this 1555-nucleotide messenger RNA. RefSeq names its product retinoschisin 1 S homeolog (gene rs1.S). The record is from RefSeq and is a predicted model, not a curated record. The transcript has 7 exons. Bases 165 to 887 code for a protein of 240 amino acids. Lineage: Eukaryota; Metazoa; Chordata; Amphibia; Anura; Pipidae.